GAUCAUAUUCUAUUCUUCAUAAAUUAGUUGGGGUUCAAUCGUUUCAACAAGAGAGUUAAACAAGAAAGAAGAUUACAAAGUGUUUAUUUUUUGAGAAAAUGGAUUCAGAUUCAACAAACAAGUACAUCCCAGAUCAUCGUCGUACUAAUUUCAAAAAUAAAGGUAGAUUUAACCCUGAUGAAUUACGUCGUCGUCGUGAAACUCAAAGUGUCGAAUUGAGAAAAGCUAAAAGAGAUGAAACUUUAGCUAAAAGAAGAAAUUUCAACGUCUCUAACGCUAAUGAUUCGGAUGAUGAAGAUGACGCUAAGAAAAAUGAUGAUGAUUCUUCAUUUUUAAGUCAAUUACAACAAGAACUACCAAGAAUGAUGGAACAAAUCCAAUCUGAUAAUUUUGACUCUCAAUUAGCUGCUACUGUGAAAUUCAGACAAAUUUUAUCAAGAGAACGUAAUCCUCCAAUUGAUUUAGUUAUUCAAUCAGGUGUUGUUCCAAGAUUAGUUGGGUUUAUGAGUGAUCAACCAGAAAUGUUACAAUUAGAAGCUGCAUGGGCUUUGACAAAUAUUGCUUCUGGUAGCUCAGAUCAAACAAGAUAUGUUGUUGAAGCUGGCGCUGUCCCAUCUUUUGUUAACUUGUUAUAUUCAAACUCUUUAGAAGUUAAAGAACAAGCAAUCUGGGCUCUGGGUAAUGUUGCUGGUGAUUCAGCUCAAUAUAGAGAUUAUGUUUUAUCAUGUAACGCCAUGGAACCUGUUCUUUCAUUAUUCAACACAACAAAAAUGUCUCUAGUUAGAACUGCUACUUGGACUUUAUCAAACUUGUGUAGAGGUAAAAAUCCUCAACCAGAUUGGAAUGUUGUCUCACAAGCCUUACCAACUUUAGCUAAAUUAAUUUAUUCAGUUGAUGUGGAAACUUUAAUUGAUGCUUGUUGGGCUAUUUCUUAUCUAUCAGAUGGACCAACUGAAGCUAUUCAAGCCGUUGUUGACGCCAGAAUACCAAAAAGAUUAGUUGAAUUAUUAGGUCAUGAAACAACUUUGGUGCAAACUCCUGCUUUAAGAGCGGUUGGUAACAUCGUUACAGGUAAUGAUUUACAAACUCAAAUUGUUAUUAAUGCUGGUGUUUUAAAUGCUUUGUUACCAUUGUUAUCAUCUGCAAAAGAUUCAAUUAGAAAAGAAGCUGCUUGGACUAUUUCAAAUAUCACUGCAGGUAACUCAGAACAAAUUCAAGCUGUUAUUGAUGCCAAUUUGAUUCCACCUUUAAUCAAAUUGUUGGAACAAGCUGACUAUAAAACUAAAAAAGAAGCAUGUUGGGCUAUUUCAAACGCUUCUUCUGGUGGUUUAACUAAACCUGAUAUUAUUCGUUAUUUAGUCAGCCAAGGUUGUAUUAAACCAUUAUGUGAUUUGUUAUCUGUUGCUGAUAAUAAAAUCAUUGAAGUGACUCUUGAUGCUUUAGAAAAUAUUUUGAAAAUGGGUGAAUUAGAUAAAGAAACAAGAGGUUUAGCUGAAAAUGAAAAUGCAAUUUAUAUUGAAGAAUGUGGUGGUAUGGAAAAAAUUUAUGACUGUCAAAAUAAUGAAAACGCUAAAAUUUAUGAAAAAGCUUACCAAAUUGUUGACAAAUACUUUGCAGCUGAAGAUGAACUAGAUGAUACCGGAUUAGCUCCAGAACAGGCUGGUAAUACAUUUGCUUUCAACACAGGUAAUCAAGCUAACUUUCAAUUUUGAAAUAUUAUCUCAAAAGAGUGAAACAGAAUCAUAGUAUUCAUUGGAAAUGAUGAAUGCUGUCAAUAUACCCACAAAUUCCCAUUUUUUUC
Messenger RNA from Hansenula anomala, 1801 nucleotides. It is a transcript of the gene SRP1, whose product is annotated as karyopherin alpha. Gene Ontology annotation, molecular function: nuclear import signal receptor activity; protein binding. Gene Ontology annotation, cellular component: nucleoplasm; cytoplasm; nucleus. The record is from RefSeq and is a predicted model, not a curated record. The transcript has a single exon. NCBI's taxonomy places the organism in Eukaryota, Fungi, Ascomycota, Saccharomycetes, Phaffomycetales, Wickerhamomycetaceae. Bases 99 to 1712 code for a protein of 537 amino acids. Gene Ontology annotation, biological process: NLS-bearing protein import into nucleus.